This is a messenger RNA of Symbiodinium sp. CCMP2456, 2659 nucleotides long. Lineage: Eukaryota; Dinophyceae; Suessiales; Symbiodiniaceae. The record is from the annotation of a GenBank genome assembly.
AUGCCGUCCAUCUGCCGCGGCUUCUCCGAUGCACUGCCGUGCCUCUUCUCGGCCACCCAGCCUGGGAUGCCAGCACGAGGAAACCCCACAAAGGAGAACCAGUGCGUCUUCUGCAAUGAGGACUGGAUGGAGGAAGCCUGCCGAACACCGCGUGGACGCCACAACAUCACGCGUUCGCUGAAAACUUUCCGGGCGCACUACGAGGAGCGCAGCUUCGUCUACAACACGGCCAUGAUGCGGGUCCCGGAGGAGUGGCACGGCACGUUCCAUGAACCGGCUUUGCAGGGGCGUCGCGGACCAGCUCGGAAGCCGCGCUCCCGGCCCCGCAGCCAAGCGAUGUGGCUCCCAAUGAUUGCGGCCUACCUGCCCCGACGACUUCGGACCGGGCCAAGUUUGUGGAGUUGUGGUGCAAACUCGGGUCGUGGGGCAUUUGCGAGAAGUGCCGUUCCCUGCAGCCACAUCCCACAGCCCUUGCGGAAGCUCAACAGCAAGCUCAUCGAGGCCCUCCGCCCCUUGGACAUCGAUGUGGGACCCCACAAACAGGCCGGCAACGUUUACCGCAUCCAUUCGGCCAUGGCGCGGUUCAGCUGGUCCAAGAUCGGGGUCCAGGCGAAGAUCCGUAAGCUGCGGAACCGCAGACAGCGGGAGAAGGCGGAAGCGGCCUAUGACUAUCUCAUGACCGAGGAGGCCGAGAGCUCCUAUCGGGACUUCGUCAAGAAGCACAACAAGUUCCUCCGGAAGUUUCCUGAGGCGACGGACGCCGACCGUCGGCGACCCCUCCAGUUCAUCGAGACUGUCGGUCUGGAGUGCUAUCUGUGGCCAUCGCUGUAUUGGUGCACCGAAAUGUGCGCCCUGAGUGAUGAUGAGGAUGGCGACCAGGCCCUGAUCGACACGCAGCGCCAGUGCGGCUUCCCGGCCCUCUUCAAGACCAUGGCCCCCUGGGAGUACAGCUUUCCCUACCAUGUCUUCGUCCUGGACGAGAUGGAGAAGGGCGGUCGCGGAAGGAUGCAGCUGGCUGGUCUCGAGACGCUCCACACGGCUCACGUCUUCACAGAGCUCAGCCGCGGCCUCUACAGCGGACUGAACAAGACCGCGGCCCAGGACGGCUGGAAGGACCACAUCCUGGCGUCCACGGCAGCAGAAGGGAGCAACAAGACCGUGGUCAACUACUUCCAGCGCCUCGAGUUCCAGGAUGGCAAGCGCAAGCUGCCCACCCAAGAUUACUACGGCAGUGGGCGGGUCCACGUGCACAGCCUGGACUACUUGCAGAACGUUGAGGAGAUCGGCCUGGAGCACAAGAUGUCCGCCACGGCGCCUGAUGCAGAGGAGCAGCCAGCACUGCGAGGCUACAUGCUAGGCCGGCCUCAUGGUCGCAGUGACAGCGGCUGGCCGGUGAAGGGUGGCGAGUCCCGGUAUGACCCAGAGGACAAGAUCGUGAGGUUGCACCACACUGAGGAGGACAAGGCCUCGGCUUUCUCCGUGGCCCGCAGGGUGCUGUUCGAUUACCAGCCUGCCGAACCGGAGAUGUGGCUCUACCUCUGCGCGCAGCAGACGCCGCCUUGCCGCUACGGUGGCACCAUGGUACCGUUCAUCGCGCCGUGGUCCGGUAUGGAGACACGGCCGCAGGUGGUGAAGGCCUACGAGGACUCGGAAUGGCGCCGCGAGGACAUGAGUCUCCUGGAGUUCUGCCGCAAGACCAACAAGGACGGUCGCAUCGCCCAGCGGGUGGUCAAGCUCCACAAGGCAGCGGGGGACGUGCAGCCCGCGGACGACGAGGCUACGAAGCUCCGAAAGCUACACGACUUCGCGAACAGCUGCACGAUGAGCGGCGAGAAGCUGAUGGCCUGCGACAUGCUCUCGCUCUUCAACGACAGGUGGUUCGGGCAGUGGUUGGCUUUGCGACAGCCGUUCCGGUGCCUCGACGACCUCAUGCUGCCAGAAGUACGGGAGAAGGUGUCGCCACAGUACGUUCACUUCGCCAAUGCAGUUUUGCAGUGCCCGGAGUUCUGGCAGGACGAGGUGUUGGCACAGCGGGCAUUGGUCGAGAAAUUCCUCAGCGGCGAGCUCGCGAAGGAGGACACUGAUGGCGCGCAAGAGGCACUGCGUGAGGUGGGCCUGCUCCCGGAAGAGGAGGAUCCCAUGUUCAAGGACAUCCGGUUCAACGAGCGGCAAGAGCGACUGGAGAAGGGCAUCUGCAAGCUGCUGGACAGGGCCAAGGAUUCGGUAGAAGUAAUGGACUGCCUGACGCAGUACGAUAUGAUCGCGGUCGACGCGAUCUCCCAGCUCUCCCAGAAGGACUGUGAUUUCUGGCAGCUCCCAGGCGUGCAGCCCUCCAAAGCCACUGACAGCCCGAAGUGGCACAUGGUGCAUCAGAUCGAGCUCCACGACAUGUGGCGCUGCAAGGACGAAACCUUGCGCCAGAAGCUGGUCGCGCUGCGAGCCGCGAUGCCCAGGAAGGAGCUUCUGAAGCGCAUUUGCCUUCGCCACAAGGUACCCCACACCACGGUUGCCACUUGUACGAAGAGAAGGGCCGCCCACGUCAACGACCUCUCCAUCUGGGUGCUCUUCACGACCCAGCGCAAGCGGCGGCUGGCCAAGCUCAAGGUGGACUGGGAGUCGAAUGCGGACAACUACGACGAGAAGAACAAGUUGAUCGCAG